AACACGGAUGUGUUAGGAGGGGGAUGGUUUAAGUGAAUUCACUACAGCUGGAGAGGGUGCUAGCUAUUGCUGCUGGAUCGGUGUCUGUCUUCACUUUAUGAAAGAGGUAUUCCUUAAAAUCUAUCAACAAGAGCCUAGAAAAAUAAUUGCCCUUUUCUUGAUCAAGAAAAGAAAAGUAUGGACUUCAGAGGUGGCCAGUUCAUUAUAGCUCAACUUCAAACUGCAGAGAAAUUAAAAGUACUGGGGAACACCUUCUAUAAAAAUGGUCACUAUAUAAAAGCCUGCCAGACGUAUGAUGAUGCAAUUGGUUUUCUUUCACAGAUUGUACAUUUAGGAAACUUUCAGAAAGAAUUGGCAAUUCUGUGGUGCAACCGGGCCAAUGCCUUAUUCAAACUAGAAAAAUGGGACGAAGCAUUGAUAUCAGCCACUCGCAGCAUUAGAUUGAAUCAUCGGAAUAUCAAGGCUUAUUAUCGAUCUGGCAUUUCCUUUAUAAAGUUGCAUGAUACUCACAGUGCUUUAAUGAUGUUCUCCAGUGGACUUAGUAUGCUGUCUGGUAGCUCAGAAAUAGAAGAUAUAGCAGAAUUCUUAAACGGCAUAUUCAUGGCAUUUGAAGAGUUAGAAUUUGACCCCAUGUUCUUGAGAAUAUUUGAAAGAAUUCUAAAAGAGAGCUACAGCAAGCAAAUCUGGAAGGUGCUAAUUGAAAGACUGGUUAAUAAAAAGAUGUUUAAGUCAUGUCUGUUUCUCAUGGAAAGGCAGGAAAAGUUGCCAAAGGAUAUCUGUGAUUUGCACGUGUCACUGAAGGCUAUAUUUGAGACAUAUGCGAAUUCUACUUGGUGCAGGAAUACAAAACCAAUAACAGACCUUGUGUGGUGGCUGAUAACGAUGGGAGCUAAUGUUGAAUGCACUGAUUAUCCUUUACAUGUCAUCAUUAAUCUGUGCAUAAAAUCAGAUGACAGCAGCCUCUUCAAGCAGGUUUUGAAGAAUAAACCAUCUUUAAGAGAAAAAAUCAAUCAGAAAGAUAAGGACGGAAAAACGUUGCUGCAUAUAGUAGCUUCUUCUUAUACAUCUCACUCAGGGUAUACAGUGAAGCGUCAGACACAAGACAUAAAGAUGCUAUUGGAUUAUGGAAGUGACCCAUCUAUUCCAGAUGAACAGAAAAAUUAUGUUUCUGACAUAUUGAAGAGAAGUAAAAACUUUAAAGCUGAGUCCAUAAUAAAAAAGGAAAUGGAAAACCUGGCCUGUCAUUCAUUUAAGACCAAAGAACUAGAAGCAACACUUUCAGAGAAGCAUGAACUACCAACUCAGGAAGAAAAAUCCCUUUCAUUUGUCAGUGCCUUGGAACAAUUUAUAUCUUUUUGCAAGCAGGAGAGUGUACCAACACUUAACUUCUUAAAGCACAAAAAAGUUAGGGGUUUUUUGCAUAUUCUCUCCACCAUAAAAGAUAUCCCACCUGGCCUGGAUUGUGAUAUCCCAGAGUAUGUUGUGCAAGAACUAAUCACACAGCUGAUAAUGCAACAGAGGUGGCAAGAAGUACUGUUACUAUUAACUGGAACUGUCAGUGGAACAUCAGCAGGGGACAACAGAGGACUUUUGAAAAUGUGCCCACUCCCUGACAUCAACAUUGGCCACGUGGUACAUCAUCUCAGUCCCAAAUCAGAAGCUCGUCUGCCUCUAGUCAAAUUGUUAUUAGACCAAGGAGUCCCUCCAGAUGGAGUUGGAGCACUCUGUGAACCACCAAUAUGUACUUGUCUAAAGAAAAAUGACUUUACACUGGCUUACCUAUUGUUAAAGGCAGGUGUAAAUCCACAGAGUAUCACCCUGAAACAAGGGGAUACCCCACUGCAUGCUGCAGCUUACAUAGCCUUGUGCUUAAAAGUUGACUGUGGUAUCAUGAUAAUGAAGCAUCUGCUUGAAUUAUACUCCUCUAAACCCUCAGAGUAUCCUUAUUUAAACCCCAACAUCCAAGAUUGCAAUGGGGACACAGUAAUGCACAUGGUUUUCCAGAGUCCAUAUCAAAAACAGUAUCGGGCAGUAAUGGAGCUGCUUUCAAAGUUUGAUAUAAAACUUACACUAAAAAAUAAAUUGGGCAAGGAUGCCAAACACAGGAUAAAGAAUACAGAUGCCCAUUACAUUGCAUGGAAUGAAGCUAAUAAGAAAAAAAAGCAUGAUCCACCUUCCACUUCUUCAAAACCUAAAAAGACUAUUUCAAAUGGGAAUAAGACACACACAAAUUUGCAAACAAAGACAUCUUUACCUUCUGUGGAAGAUUCUGAUUAUUCAAAUGUAGAGGCAGAUAUAAAUAUUAACAAGCAUGUUUUAUUAAAUCCCCCAGAAUUAAAUAUGGUAAACACAACCAAACCAACAACUGCCAAAGACAUUCUUGUUCAAGUCAUCCAAGAUUUAAUAAAAGCUAUGGAUUUUACAAGGGCUCCCACAGAGUCUAGAAUUCACAUGCCCUCUGUUACAUCAGCAACAAAGGACAAUCAUUUGAUUUCUGUGUGUUCAAGUGAUACCCAGUCACAAAGUGAAGAUUUUUCUGAAGUAGGGCAGACAGUAGAUGAUGUGACUGAGUUUGAUGAUAAUGAACAUUCUGCUGUUGGUUGUAAUGAAUGUGAAACUGAUUUGCUAGAGGAAGACUUAGAUAUUUCAAAGACUGACUUUGGUAAUAUGACAUGGGAAAUUGAAUGUGCGCCAGAAGCACUGAAAAAAUUAGGGAGCAAAGCUGUACCACAGUAUAUGAAGAAUAAAAUAAUAUUCUCUAUCCAGAAGCUUGGAAAUGGGGAAUGGACGCGUAGCCUUCACAAACAGCUGAAGUACUUAAAGUGUGACAUUAAGCUCUUUGAAGUAAAACUGGACAAAGGCGCAAGGAUGCUCUGGGAACUUGCAAUUGAUUUUUCACCACGUUGCAGUGAAAAGCCUGAAACACUUAUAGAGGAUGAAUCAUCUUCUCAUGCCUCCAAUAAAACAGGAAGAGUUUACACAGAAAUGAUAAGGAUAUGGGACAUUGUUCUUGAUCAUUGCAAGCUCAGUAGUGCUAUUGAUGUCAUAUGUCAUGCUUACAAUCGAGGAUUAACUUGCAUAUUAAGAAAGAAACUUAAAGGCAUCACUAAACCUCAGUUUUUCUCAAAUGUAGAAAAGCGUGUUCCGCUUUGCUUUGUUGAAGACAUUGAACUGGAAAGUAAUAUGGUUCAUGUCUUACCAAAUUAUUUUCCUCCAGCAAGUGCUUCAGAAACAGAAUACAGCAUAAUGAAAUUUCAUAGUUUCAGUACAGACAUGGCACUCAAUAUUUUAAACAAUAUUAGUACUAGAGUUGAAUAUCCCUUUCGUGUUGGUGAAUUAGAAUAUGCAGUUAUUGACCUUAAUCCAAAGCCUAUGGAAGCAAUAAUAUUAAUUGGGCGAAGUGGAACAGGCAAAACAACUUGCUGUUUGUAUCGCCUUUGGAAGAAGUUCCAUUCUUAUUGGGAAAAAGCAGAAUUAAUUGGUGGCCCCUGGCUUGUGAAACAAACAUGGCAGAGGAGACAUUUUGAAGAAAAUGUGGAAAAAAGUGACACAGAAGAUGAAGACACUACUGAUGAAACAGAUAGCACAGAGGAAGAACAGAUCUCAUUGGAGCUAGAUUUGCUCAAUGCUGAAGAACAAUUAUCUGAAUCUGAAGAUAGAGAAGAAGAUCCUUGCAAAUUAGAACACUACCAUCCAGUUUUUAUUACCAAAAACCAUGUGCUUUGUCAGGAAGUUCAAAGAAAUUUUUGUGAGCUAAGUAAGUCUACACAAGCAACAAAUCAUUACAAACCAGCUGAAUCAAAUGUUUACAGGCUGCAAGACCUAAAGGAUGACUGCUUCCCCAUGUUUGUCACCUCUCAACAAUUUUUGUUAUUAUUAGAUGCUUCAAUGCCUGAUCCAUUUUUCCCCAGAAACGAAGAUGGAAGUAUAAAAAGGAGCAUCAUUGGCUGGUCUUCUUCAGAUGAAAUUGAUAUUCCAGAUUUGAUGAGAGACUAUGAUGGAGAUGAUGGUGAACUAGAUAAUGACAAAGAGGAAACCGUUUGUGAACUGAAAGAGAGUGACCCUCGUGUGUUUGUGACCUUUGAAUUAUUUGCCAGUGAACUGUGGCCACAAAUGGUAAAGGGAAAAUCAUGUUAUAAUGCAGCCUUAGUAUGGAAAGAAAUAAAGUCAUUUUUAAAAGGGUCUUUUGAAGCGCUUAACUGUCAUCAGGGGAAACUCACAGAGGAUGAGUACUAUAAACUAGGCAAGAAAAGAGCCCCCAACUUUCAAGAAGAUCGCAAAGAAAUAUAUCGCCUUUUUUCCAUAUAUGAGCAAAUAAAGUCAAAAAAAGGGUACUUUGAUGAAGAGGAUGUUUUAUACCAUUUAUCUUGCCAGUUAUCAAAACUUGAAGAGCUACCAUGGUCCAUUCAUGAGCUCUAUGGAGAUGAGAUUCAAGACUUUACACAAGCAGAGCUCUCCUUGCUGAUGAGAUGCAUUAAUGACCCCAAUUCAAUGUUUCUUACUGGAGAUACAGCACAGAGCAUAAUGAAGGGGGUGUCAUUCCGUUUCAGUGACCUAAGGUCCUUGUUCUAUUAUGCAAACAAGAAUGCAAAAAAUGACGGAAAAAAAUGUGUUGUUAGAAAACCAAAACGGAUCUAUCAGCUAUAUCAAAAUUAUAGAUCCCAUUCUGGGAUUCUCCACCUUGCUUCUGGUGUUGUUGAUUUGCUGCAGUAUUUCUUCCCUGAAUCAUUUGAUCGACUUCCACGUGAUUGUGGCUUGUUUGAUGGCCCAAAACCAACUGUUCUGGAGUCCUGCAGUGUCAGUGACCUGGCUAUAUUAUUGCGUGGCAACAAGAGAAAAGCACAGCCAAUAGAAUUUGGAGCUCAUCAGGUGAUUUUGGUUAAAAAUGAAAGUGCCAAAGAGAGGAUCCCAGAAGAACUGAGUUUGGCUUUGGUUCUAACAAUUUAUGAAGCUAAAGGUUUGGAAUUUGAUGAUGUUCUCCUGUAUAACUUCUUCACUGAUUCAGAGGCUUUCAAGGAAUGGAGAAUCAUUUCAACCUUUAGUCCAGAAUCUCAUUCAAAUGUUGAAAGCCAGCCGCUAAUUGAAAUUUCUAUGGAUAAAGUAUGUAUGCCUGUUAAUAGGCAGUUAACAAUGAAUCCAGAACUACAUAAGAUGCUGAAUGUUGAACUGAAGCAGUUGUAUACAGCUGUCACCAGAGCUCGGGUUAACCUAUGGAUAUUUGAUGAGAGUCAGGAAAAACGUGCUCCAGCAUUUGGAUAUUUUAUCAAGGGGGACUUUGUCAAAGUAGUACGAACAGAUGAAAACAAAGAUCUUGAUGACAACAUGUUUGUGAGAACAUCUACUAAAGAGGAAUGGAUUUCCAGAGGAGACUAUUAUGCCAGCCACAAAUGCUGGAAAGUUGCUGCUAAGUGUUACCAGAAGGGAGAGGCAACUGAGAAGGAGAAAUUGGCUUUUGCCCAUAAUGCUGUUUUACAUUUGCCAGAAAAAAAAGCUAGUUCCAGGGAAAAGCAAAUGGAGUAUUUACGGCUUGCAAAAACAUACAUGGAAUGCAGAGAACCAAAACUAGCUGUCAAAUGUCUAGCAUUUGCUAAAGAAUUUCACCUUUGUGGAGAACUCUGUAGAAAGCUUGAAAAGAAUAAAGAUGCUGCAUACUUCUUUAAAAUGAUUCAGAACAAUGCAGUUGCUGCUCAGUGCUUUGAAGAGGCUGGGGAAUUGGAGAUGGCAUUAAACCUAUACAGCCAAGAGAAGAUGUAUGAAGAAGCAGCUCUUGUGAUUGAAAGGCACAAGAAAAGAAACCCAAAUGUACAUCUACCAUUUACAGCAAAACGUUACUAUUUGGAAGCUGCUGCUAAUUUAUUAAGCAAUAACAAACUCAAGAAGAUGAAUGAAAUUUUGGCAAAUCUUGAUGUUGAAGAUCAGUUGAUCUUCCUGAAGAAGCACAAGAGAUGGAGUGAAGCUGCCAGUUUGCUUAAAAACCAUGGACGCUGUGAAGAAGCAGCACUUCUUAUGAGAGAUCAUGGAAAACUGUUAGAAGCAGCAGACCUAACAAUGAAUAAAGAAUUUCGGGCAUUAUGUCUGCUUGCUGCAGCAAAAUGUCAUAUAAAGGAUUGUGAUGGAAGUAACAAUAUAGGCACCAGGAUUGCUGAAGCUGUGCAGAUAUUUAAGGACAUACAAAACAAAAUAGGCGUUGCUGAGGCUACUCUUGUAGAGGGAAUUAUGACAAAUGAUUUUGGGAAGCUUCACUUUUCUUUUGAAAACUUUGUGACGCAGUCUCAUUGUGCAGGGGCUGUAGAAGCUCUUUUUGAAUGUAUGAAAUGUGAUGAGUUCAAUCAAAAGCUGCUCUCCAUGGCUGCUUCAGGAUUACAACGUCUGAUAACUCUUCUUAAAGCUCUAAAAGCAACAAAGACCAAUGCGGACAGGGAAAAUGUUAAAUCAUGCUUUGAAUUUUUUGGAGUUGUACACAAGGAGGGAGAUACCUGCAAAGUUCUGCAGCAUGAAGGAGCAAGAAUUCUCAAAGUUUUCACUGAAGAGAGCUUUCAUGUAAAAGACAGGAACCUCGAACUUGCUUAUGUGAAGUCUUUGUUAGAAAGGCAUUUUCUUAAAAGGCUGUGUGAUAUCUCAACAAAAGUACUUGAAAAUGUGUAUCCAGAAUCAGAUAUUUGUCCCAAAUUCAUUGUAGGCCUAGAUUGUACUGAUGAAAAUUGCCAAGACUUCCACAGGCCUGUUUUACAACACGAAUUUAAAAGAAUGUUAUUUUCUAAAAUAAAUUUAACAACUAUAAGUGGAUUGUUGUUUGAUGCAAGAAAUCUCUCAAAAGAAUAUUCCAAUGAGCUCCAAGAAAUUCUGGGUGCGGAUGUAUUUCGAUUCCCUCGUUCUCUUCUAAAUUUGUUUUUCCCUAAACAUUUUCAUCUCCGAAUCCUUUCAGAAAACAAAGGGGUGUGCAAAAUGUUUGAAGAUAUUUGGCGCAACUUUCCAAAACCUUGUAUUAACAUGCUCACUGAAUAUGGCAAGUCCCUUUUUUACCAAAAAGUUGAUAAAGAGAAGAGAGAGUCAACAGAUUUAUGGUUAGAAGCAAUGUGCAUUUUCUCUCUGUCUUCAUGUUACCCAGAUGAAUUAAAACGUUUACUUGAUGAGGAAGAGGUUAAAUUUAACAGGGAUUACAUGCGUCAAAGCAAAUAUAGACAUGAAACAAAAGAAGAUGGUAGGCGAUUAAAAAAUUUAGGGAUGCUGAAACCUGAUGUCUCUAGUGGCUCCUUAAAAGAUAGUCACAUUCACUUUUUUCGCCUUUUUCAAAGUUCAUUGGAUAACCUAUACGUCUUAAAAAAUCCAGAAACUUGCAAAACUUAUUUUUUCAGAUUUCUAAAUUAUAUAGUCAAAAAGUCAAUUUGCCCGUUAAUUCCAAAUAUUGGAAACUCAGUUAUGCUGUUGGAAUUCCAGUUUACAUUCUGCUGUGUAGUUCUUAUGCGCCUUUCUCCUAGCACAAGGGUCCUGCUCCCAAAAAGUUACAUCUCUGUACUCCAUCAUUGGGAGUCCAUGUUUGGAAAGAAAGGAAAGUCUGUGGUGAAAGAUACAUAUUCUAUCUUGAUGGAAUACAAGCCGAGGAAUGAAGAUCAAGCUAUGAAAAUCUUCAAAUAUCACCUUGCUUACCUAGCUAAAGUUCUUUGUGGAGAGGAGGAGCAUAAUUUCAAUGUCCUUCUUGAUGCAUUUCGUGACAUUGACUGUAUUCGUUCCGGGGAAGCUGAGAGAACGUUAGUUCUCUGCUUAGUGAUGAUGGUGAAUGUUAAAGGAGUCAUGAAGCCAGAAACUGACAUUAUACUUAAAAAGAAUAUCCCUUUAAUUCAGCAAGAGCUGAAAAACCAAAAAGAAAAUUUUCCAUUAAAUGUACCAGAGAGGUUAAUUAAUUCAGUAAACAAUUUACCUCAUAAUGCAGCAGAGAUAGUUGAUUUCCUCCAGAAUCUGCUAAGUCAGAGGGAUGAGGAGCACUUAGUUGAAUGCUCCUGGAGGUGGGAUGCCAGCUAUUUUAAAGGAUCAGUACGUGGGAUUUUCUAUAAUGAUAAGUUCAAGUUUAAGGAAUUUGCUGAUGUCCAACAUAUAACACACAGCUUUCAGUCUCCAUAUUUUGAAGAACAAGAAUAUUUUCCAGAAGAAAGAGUUGAUAUUGUGGCAACCCUGGCAUCCCAGGUGCAACAGAAACAUUCUGCUAAGCAACAAUUUCACGAACUUAUGCUUUUUGUCUGCUUUUGUAUUAAGUGGAAAAGGGCUUCCCUUCAUGCAAAAAAAAGGAGAAUGGAAGAAUCCACUCCAGACCACUUCAAAGUAGCAGGCAUUGACUCAACCCAAUGUGAUAUAUGUGGAGUCAAAUUUUCUCUGUGUCCAAUAUCAUUUUCUGCUUCUACAGAAGAAUAUGAAGAAGAAGCAAUGUCAACAAUAACAAAUAAGGUAGAAAAAAAUGAUUACUUUGAAUCCCAGGUUGUACUUAAUAUGAGCGUGACGUAUGAAAGUCACAUUAAGCUAGAGAGUCACCGUCACCAAAUGGAAGCCUACAACAGCUACCUUCAGUUUUACAAAUUACAAGUGAACACAGUACUUUCUGAGGCAAAAUCCCUGGUGCAAAGCCUGAAGCAAAUGACUGAUGAUCAGUUGUUAUCGACAGAGUUAAAUCUAGAGCAAACAAAGAUUAAAAACAAAAUGAAAGACGUUGUAGAUCAAAUGGAAGACAUAUAUGAGAGGAAAAAAUGGUCAGAAGCUGAAAUGUUAAUAGAGAGACCACUGCAAGCUUUAGCAACGACUCUUUCUGAAGCUCAGAGUGUCUUGAAUAAAGUAGAACAGCAUAUGGCAAAUCAAGAAGGUUUACAAAAGAAGGAUCUGUUUGAUCAUGAAAUAGACUAUGAUUUUGAAGAACUUUGGUCCAAAAAAACAAAGAGGUCCAAGAAGAAAGCAAAACGCCACUGAAGUAAAAAGCAAUUGUUUUGGUGUUGGGUUUAAUUUUUGUGUGUAUGAUUUAAAAUGUAAUGAAUAUAUAAGGAAAUGCUGUUAAGUUUAAGCAAAUAAUUUUUCACAAAUUGCCAAGCAGACUAACUGUUCUGUACUAAAUAUUACUUUAUGUUGCUACUAUACUUUUUUUUAUGGAGUAACUUAAAAUGCAUAUAGUUUUUUUUCUACACUUUGGCAGUUAUGGCACCACUUUUUAUAUAUACAUAUUUCCAUGAUAUAUCACACUUGUAUUUACACAAUUGACCAAAGUCUUUUCUAUGUUUAUCUUUCAUUAAACCCACAAAAACUGAA
Molecule: messenger RNA, 9285 nt
Organism: Xenopus tropicalis (tropical clawed frog)
Lineage: Eukaryota; Metazoa; Chordata; Amphibia; Anura; Pipidae
Gene: trank1
Product: tetratricopeptide repeat and ankyrin repeat containing 1
Exons: 25
Coding region: 178-8952 (2924 amino acids)
Molecular function (GO): hydrolase activity; ATP binding; nucleotide binding
Source: RefSeq, a predicted model, not a curated record